Coniosporium apollinis CBS 100218 is the source of this 1227-nucleotide messenger RNA. RefSeq lists its product as uncharacterized. The record is from RefSeq and is a predicted model, not a curated record. The transcript has 2 exons. Gene Ontology annotation, molecular function: metalloendopeptidase activity. NCBI's taxonomy places the organism in Eukaryota, Fungi, Ascomycota, Dothideomycetes. Bases 1 to 1227 code for a protein of 408 amino acids. Gene Ontology annotation, biological process: proteolysis.
AUGGCGGAUAUCCCGCAGCCUUUCAUUUGUGGCUUCGUGCCCCCAUACAUUCUCCAGGCUAUAGCCAGCUCUGAUUCCUACCCGGAAGAGUCUCGUCUCGCCUGUCUACAUACACUGAAGCAUGCAAAGUCUUAUGCGGAUGAACGCGAUGACUCGUGUGCUUACGACCACGAGGUCCUCGCUCAAGCACAGCAAGCAGCGCAGCAGGAAGCACAGCAAGCAGCGCAGCAGACCCUGGCGGCGGCAGGCGGUGAGCCCGCCGCAGGCGGCGAAUCCGCGGCCCGGAUGCAAAUAAGGAUCUACGACUGUAAAGAGACCGCAAAUCGUCCUGGAACGCUUGCGAGAUCGGAGGGACAGGCGCGUGUUAAGGACCGCCAAGUCAACAACUGCUACGAUGGAUUCAGAAUCACUCACGAUUUCUUUUCCGAAGUCUUCAAACGCAACUCUCUUGAUCAUAAGGGGCUGCCCCUUAUUGCCAGCGUUCACUACAAGCCGGCUACCGCACCGAACGGGUACAACAAUGCCUUUUGGGACGGCAUGAUGAAUCAGAUGGUUUUCGGCGACGGCGACCACAUCUUCUUUGACUACUUCACCGACUCGCUGGACGUAAUCGCCCACGAACUAAGCCAUGGCUUUGUUCAGUACUCCUCACCGCUUAUCUACUAUGGGGAGUCCGGAGCCUUAAACGAGUCUUGCGCCGACAUCUUCGGAUGUAUGGUCGAGCAGUGGCAUAUGCGUCAGACCGCGGCUGAGGCGGACUGGAACCUUGGGCAGACGAUGUUCCCGGUGGCUUUCACGGGCUCUGCCUUGCGGACUUUAAAGGCGGGCAGAGCAUUUGUCAACGACCCCGUCUUCAGAACCGACCCACAGCCGAAGCAUAUGGACAAAAAAUACAAGGGAAAAGGGGAUCGUGGAGGCGUCCACAUCAACUCAGGAAUCCCAAACCAUGCAUUCUAUAAAGCAGCAACACGUCUUGAGGGCUCUUCGUGGGAUAAGGUCGGUAGGGUGUGGUAUAAGACGAUGACCUCGGGUGAGAUUCUGCCCGACUGUAACUUCCACAGAUUCGCCGAGGUCACAGUCAAGAUCGCUAAGACGGAAUUUAACCAAGAUCAAUCUGUGUGGGAAGCAAUACACGCUGCCUGGGGCGAGGUCGGAAUACGUGUUCCGACUGAGUCUACGGGAGCGGGCGAAAGUGCUAAGGGUGAAGAAUUAAAGGUUAACGUUUAA